Molecule: messenger RNA, 2033 nt
Organism: Boleophthalmus pectinirostris (great blue-spotted mudskipper)
Lineage: Eukaryota; Metazoa; Chordata; Actinopteri; Gobiiformes; Gobiidae
Exons: 9
Coding region: 18-1811 (597 amino acids)
Biological process (GO): double-strand break repair involved in meiotic recombination
Source: RefSeq, a predicted model, not a curated record
AUAGAAUUAUAAAGAAAAUGGCUAAAGGAAAAAUAUCUAAUAGAAAACAAGACUCUAUGGAUCCAUCUAUGACUCGGACUCUGAGGUCAAGGAAAAGGGGAUAUCCAAUUGAGAAAAUUACUGUAGAUGAUCACCAUCAGGACUUGGGAGAGGCAAAUACCGAAGAGACAUAUGUGCAAUGUAAUCAGGAAGGUGACACGCAAUAUACUGAGCUGAACUCAUCAGCUAUCUCUGAUGAAAAGAAUGGAGAGUCUGAAACCCCAGAAGUUAAUACAGCUGAUCUUAAAAGGCAGUUAGUGAUAAAUUUAUCAAACUGUGGACAUGACAGCAAUCAAAAUAAAAUGGAGGAGGAAAAAAUACCAAAUGAAUGUGAAUCACCAGCUUCUUCUGAUUAUCAUAAUGAUGUCAAUGCUGAGAUGAAGCCUAAUGGUUCAGGAGAACAAAUUAGUGUAGAAGACAACCCUCACCAAAAGAUGGAGACAAACCAAGAAUUGGAUGAAAUCAAGCUAAUUUCCAUAGAACAAGGGGUUGAGGGGUUAGCCAAGAAGAGGCGAAGGUUGGGCAGGGGCCGCUUGUCAGAAAAGGAGCAAAGUCUGUUUUUACGUAAAUGUGCAAACAAAGCAGAAAGUAGUGAGAAGCAAAAUGAAUAUACAAUGGUGGCUGAAGAGGAAAAGGGAUCUGUAGUUGAAGCAUUAUUGCCUCAUCAACAAACGACUGAAAUGAUGCAACAGGACAAUCUAAAAGCUGAGUCAAAACAGAACAAGGAUGAAUGGUCAGGAAUAAAGGUGGAAACCAAAGUAAAAGCUGCUGUUACUGAGAUGACCAUGAAGUGUGAGCCACUGACCAGAGAAAUGCACAUCUCAAAGGCCGACCCAAAGGGAGAUGUGCACUCUGUCAUUACAAAGCCACAUGAUGAGAAAGCAUCACAAAGGAAAGUUAUCCUGAGCCACUUCGUGACAGAGACUGAAGCACAUCUCACGGUUUCAAUAUGUGAUGCAUUGUCUCCAAACCUAGAAAACUAUGAACCAACUCAAAAGCCUCAUUUGGACAAAGAGCAGCUGUUGAACAGAUCUGAAACUGAGUGCCAUUACACAGCUACUCUGCUUGUUGCUGAUUCCUUGUGUGAGCCUCAAAACCCAGAGCUGCAAACAACCAAAGUUCAGUUAGACAGCCCUUCAGGACCUGAUCCAACUGCAGAACUUUCAAACACAAACCAGAAAAACAUGAUGAAUGAACAGCAGCCUCUGAAAGAAAUAGAAGUGACAUCGACUGACAAACAACAUGAAAACAAACAUGCAGACAAAGAUCACAGCCAUAGUGAAAGUUGUAACUCCAAAACUAACCCAACUGAGAAACCACCAAUAGAGCAGGAACUCUGUCACCAACCAAACACAUGUGACAAGAUGUUUUUGGAGAAUCUUUAUCAAAUCAUUGGAGAAAAUUCACACUUAAUCCACACUUCAGUCAGUGAUGUUGCACUAGAAACAAACUGUAACUUUGUGGAUAAGGGUCAUAUGAACAGCAGUUGUGCUGAAAAGGAACAGUACGAUACAGACACUUCAACAGAGAACAUGGGACCACCUCAUUCAAGAGAAUAUGUGUCAGACUCUCAGCUAAACAACAUUGACAUGACAGAUCAGAUAACUGAUGUUGGAACAAGGGUUUCUCCUGAAUGUUAUGAAGAUGUCACAGAUCUGGUUGGUGGGCUCAUCAGAGAACUGUCUUCGUUAAAUCGAAUGGUGAUGGCCACUCACCGCGAGCUGGAAAAUCUACGCCGCAGGGGUAAAACCUCAAGGAAUACAAUUCGUUAAGAGUAAUAUGUUUGUUUCUCUGGGGUUUAAGUUCAGAAAAUAUACAAAUAGUAACCGAAGUAACCUGCAUUUAUUAAACAGUUAGCCAGAGGCAUAUUGUUUUUACUGCCACACAAAAGUGUUUUCAGUGAGUUGAAAUAAAUGUGAUUUGUGUUCUCCAAAGAUGCAAAUGUAAACAUCAAUAUGCUGUGUAUUGAUAUUUUUAUAAAUGUUUUUCUGCAA